AUGGUUAUUUUAGAAAAAAAUAUAACAUCCAUAAAAAAUAUUAUACCAUCAAAUUUUUUAUCAACUAUUAAUACAAUUCAGCAAUACAAUGAUAUGUCAUUUAAUUAUGAAAAAAAUGAUGAUGAUACUUCAACAAUAAAAUUUAAUGUAGUAUGGACAGAUAGUGAUGGUGAUAAGAAACUAUAUAAAAAAUAUCAUGAAAAAGAAGUGAUACCACAAAUAAUAUCAAAUAAUAGUUCAGCUUACCUUUUAUUAUUAGAUGAUCGUAUUGUAAAAGAAAGUGAUUAUUAUAAAGAGAUAGAAAAAGAUAAUAGAAAAAAACAUUUGAAAGAAAAAAAUAAUAUUUUAUUUGAUAAAAAUUUUUCCCAAUUAAGUUUAAGAGAUACCAUAAGAAGUGAACAAGAAAUUUUUAAUGAAUAUAUACAAUGUGAUGAAUGUGGUGAUAAUUGUCUACCUAAAAAUAUAAAAGUAUUUGGAAUAUGUGAUCACGUUUGUUGUAACAAUUGUUUAAAUAAGAUAAAUAUUGUUGCUAAAGAAUUAUAUUUGCCUAAUUUAAUUCAAUGUCCUACAAAAGAAUGCUUGGUUAGUUCUAUCUUACCAUCUAUAAAUGAUACCAAAAUUUUUAAAAAAUAUUGUAAAUAUUAUGCUGCUGGAAAAUACGAUAAAAUAUUAAAAUAUUAUAAAAACAGUAACUAA
Strongyloides ratti is the source of this 696-nucleotide messenger RNA. RefSeq lists its product as hypothetical. NCBI's taxonomy places the organism in Eukaryota, Metazoa, Nematoda, Chromadorea, Rhabditida, Strongyloididae. The transcript has a single exon. The coding region runs from base 1 to 696 and encodes 231 amino acids. The record is from RefSeq and is a predicted model, not a curated record.